Molecule: messenger RNA, 651 nt
Organism: Lactuca sativa (garden lettuce)
Lineage: Eukaryota; Viridiplantae; Streptophyta; Magnoliopsida; Asterales; Asteraceae
Molecular function (GO): zinc ion binding
Source: RefSeq, a predicted model, not a curated record
AUGACCUCGAACAGUGCAGAGUUCAUGAAUGCUUUAUCUGUAGAUGCAAGGAAGAUGCCUAUAAUACCCCUUCUUGAGUUCUUCCGACGUCUUUCACAGGAAUGGUGUUACAAGCGUCGCAUCGAAGGAGGGAAACGUUCAACAGUGCUAACCGAGUGGGCUGAAAAAGUAGUUAGUAAAAAUGAAGAGCGUACGACAGGAUGGUCCAUUUCUGGUGUUUCAGAUGCAUUUUAUGAAGUUCAUGAUUUCAAACAUGGUGGCAUAGUUGAUCUGAGGCAAGAGACUUGUACAUGCAAAUAUUGGGAAGGAACUGGGUUGCCUUGUGGUCAUGUGAUAAUGGUCUUGAAGCACUUGAACAAAACUAACUUCGGACAUCUGCCUAUAGAUGCUUACAAAAUGGAAACAUACCGAAGUACGUAUGAGGAGCCGGUUUACCCCCUUCCAGAACCAUGUGAUUGGGAGAUUCCUGCUGAGAUGAUGGUUGUGAAACCCCCGAUAAUGGAUACAUGUCAAGCUGGUAGACCGAGAAACAGAAAUCGUAUUCCGUCACAAGGUGAGGAACCUAUAAUAAGAGGUGUAGUAGAUGUGAUAGUACAACACAUAAUGCAGCGACUUGUCCUGCAUUGGUCCCAAAGAAACAAAAAAGGCUAG